CCGUGGAGGAGCCCAAAAUAGCCCCGGGCUCACCUGGAGGGGGGCGGGGGGGCCAGGGCUGCCGCCUGCCCUCAUCCCACUGCUCCAUAUUAAUGAGCUCCUUCCUCCUCCUCCUCCUCCUCCUCCCCCCGUCCCUCCCGGUGUCCGGCGGUGCCGAACCCGAGCUCAGCGACACGAGCCCACCCGCGCUCGGCUCCGGCCGCCCUCGCCAUGGCCGGGGGUCCCUCGGUGUUCCAGCUCUGGCUCGUGCUCCAAACCUCCUGCCUCUGCCUGGCCCAGCUCAGAGGGCCACCGGGCCAGCCCGGCCCGAGAGGGCCCCCCGGUCCCCCAGGAGUGCCGGGAGCGGACGGGAUUGACGGUGACAAAGGCCCUGCUGGAGCCCCGGGCUCCCCGGGUGUCAAGGGGGACCCCGGAGCCCCCGGCCCCGAUGGACCCCCAGGGAAGCCGGGCAUCGACGGCCUGACAGGAGCGAAAGGGGAGCCAGGACCCAUUGGAGCACCAGGAAUUAAAGGCCAGCCUGGACUUCCAGGGCCUCCAGGGCUCCCUGGCCCCUCUCUGCCAGGACCACCCGGGCUUCCAGGCCAAGUGGGGCUUCCUGGAGAGAUCGGGGUGCUGGGACCCAAGGGUGACCCUGGACCCGAUGGCCCCCGGGGCCCCCCAGGCCCUCCAGGGAAACCCGGCCUCCCGGGACACAUCCAAGGACUGGAGGAAGGCAGUGCUGAUAUCCUGUGCCCGACCAGCUGCCCCCCAGGUCCCAAGGGCCCCCAGGGACUGCAGGGACUGAAGGGACACAGAGGCCGCCCCGGUGCCCUCGGGGAGCCCGGCAGGCAGGGGGGGCAGGGCCCCAAGGGUGACGUCGGUGCCUCUGGAGAACAAGGAGUCCCCGGCCCGCCGGGACCUCAGGGCCCCAGGGGGUACCCCGGGAUGGCAGGACCCAAGGGUGAGACGGGCCCUGCUGGGUACAAGGGCAUGGUGGGGUCCGUGGGAGCAGCCGGGCGGCCGGGCAGGGAAGGCCCCAAGGGACCACCUGGGGACCCUGGUGAGAAGGGAGAGCUGGGUGGCCGUGGCAUCAGAGGACCCCAGGGAGACAUUGGCCCCAAGGGGGAGAAUGGUCUGCCGGGCAUCGAUGGCAAGGAUGGCACCCCGGGUAUCCCGGGGGUGAAGGGCAGUGUGGGACAGGCCGGACGCCCGGGAACGCCGGGACACCGGGGACAAGCUGGCUUGCCAGGCCAGCCGGGAAGCAAAGGUGGCCCAGGAGACAAGGGUGAAGUGGGUGCCCGUGGCCAGCCCGGUGUCACCGGUGCCCCAGGGCAGCUUGGGGAGCCUGGCCCUCGGGGUGAGCAGGGCCCAGAGGGUGUCCCUGGGCUGAAGGGUGACCGGGGCGAGCGUGGACCCGUGGGGCCCCCGGGGGAGCAGGGCAGAGUGGGGCCAAAGGGUGAGCAGGGCCAUCCGGGGAUCCCGGGACCCCAAGGCUUGCCAGGAGUCAAAGGAGACAAGGGCUCCCCAGGGAAAACUGGCCCCAAAGGCAGCGUUGGAGACCCCGGUGUCCACGGCCUCGCGGGGCUGAAGGGAGAGAAGGGUGAAUCCGGAGAGCCGGGGCCAAAGGGACAGCAAGGCAUCCAGGGCGACCUGGGCUUCCCUGGCCCCUCAGGGGACGCAGGAGCACCAGGGGUGAGGGGCUACCCCGGCCCCCCCGGCCCACGGGGGCUGCUGGGGGAGCGUGGAGUGCCAGGGAUGCCCGGCCAGAGGGGCCUAGCAGGCCGGGACGCCGGGGACCAGCACAUUGUCGACGUGGUGCUGAAGAUGCUGCAAGGUGAGGGGUGA
Molecule: messenger RNA, 1824 nt
Organism: Corapipo altera (White-ruffed manakin)
Lineage: Eukaryota; Metazoa; Chordata; Aves; Passeriformes; Pipridae
Gene: COL9A2
Product: collagen type IX alpha 2 chain
Exons: 29
Coding region: 211-1824 (537 amino acids)
Source: RefSeq, a predicted model, not a curated record